AGUAGAUGUAACACAAAAUGUAAUGGCUGCAUGCUCCUUUAAUAUGAUGUUUACUUAUGUCUACGCUGGAUGGGAAGGAACAGCCAAUGACUCUCGAGUGCUUCUUGAUGCAAUUAGAAAAGACGAUAACUUUCCCAUGCCACCACCAGGUAAAUACUAUGUUGUUGAUUCUGGCUAUCCAAAUAUGCCUGGGUUUCUAGCACCAUAUCGUGGUGAACGUUAUCACUUGCGUCGCUUUAGAGGAAGAGGGAACCAUCCUAGAGGUGCGAUGGAGUUAUUCAAUUAUAGGCACUCAUCAUUGCGCAAUGUGAUUGAACGUUGUUUUGGACUUCUUAAAGCCAGGUUUCCCAUUUUGAAGUCAAUGCCUCCAUACUUGCUUGGAAAGCAACGUCGAAUACCAAUAGCAUGUUGCACUAUCCACAACUGGAUCAAAAUGCAUUCUAUUAAUGAUAGAAUGUUUGAACAAUAUUCAGUUGAUGCUACACCUGUUGAAGAUAUUGAAGGAACUGAAAGCCAAUCUAAUACAACAAUAGAAAACCAACAAGAAGGAGAUGAAGCAGGAAUUUCUGAGGCACCACAGAUUAAUUUCAGUCAAGCUUAUAUGGCUCAGAUGGAAAAUGUUAGAGAUGACAUUGCUGGACAAAUGUGGCUUAGUUAUAACAAUAAUGUUUAGUUAAUUAAAAAUAUGUAACUUUAAUUUAGAAAAAAAAUUAAAAUUAACGACAAUGCAAUAUUGUUAUG
This is a messenger RNA of Humulus lupulus (European hop), 741 nucleotides long. Its product is annotated as protein ALP1-like. Bases 23 to 673 code for a protein of 216 amino acids. The transcript has 2 exons. The record is from RefSeq and is a predicted model, not a curated record. Lineage: Eukaryota; Viridiplantae; Streptophyta; Magnoliopsida; Rosales; Cannabaceae.